Ahaetulla prasina is the source of this 2825-nucleotide messenger RNA. It is a transcript of the gene SCAI, whose product is annotated as suppressor of cancer cell invasion. The coding region runs from base 348 to 2057 and encodes 569 amino acids. NCBI's taxonomy places the organism in Eukaryota, Metazoa, Chordata, Lepidosauria, Squamata, Colubridae. Gene Ontology annotation, cellular component: nucleus. The transcript is spliced from 18 exons. The record is from RefSeq and is a predicted model, not a curated record. Gene Ontology annotation, molecular function: transcription corepressor activity. Gene Ontology annotation, biological process: DNA-templated transcription.
GGCGGGGCAGGCGAGGCCGUGCCCAGGUUAGGCUGAGGGGGAGGCGCCGCUCCAUCCUUCCCUUACCUGGGGGGCGAGCGCCGAGUCCCCGCAGCUCCGGCCGCCCGCCUGCCUGCCUGCCUGCCUGGCUGGGCAGCGCCAAUGCCGACAGGGGCCGGCUCGACCGCCCGCCCGCGCUUGCCCCCAAACGGCCCGGCCUCUUGGUAAGGGCUGCCAGCCAAAGUUCGCGCCAGUGUGUCUCCGUCAGAAACCGGGCACGCCAGAUGGGUCUCUAAGAGUUGAUGGUCACCGAUCGGGGGAAGCGGCUUUCAUGAGUUAAGGGCGGAGUUUUAUCUCGAACGGAGACCAUGUCAACGUGUGGGAUAGACGAUGACAUUCCUCAGGGAGAGCGGAAAACGGUUACGGAUUUCUGUUACCUGCUAGAUAAAUCGAAACAGCUCUUCAACGGCUUAAGAGAUUUGCCCCAAUAUGGGCAGAAGCAGUGGCAAUCUUACUUCGGCAGGACCUUUGAUGUUUACACCAAACUCUGGAAGUUCCAGCAGCAACAUCGACAAGUUCUGGACAAUCGGUACGGCCUGAAGCGCUGGCAAAUUGGAGAGAUCGCCUCCAAGAUUGGACAGCUUUAUUACCACUACUACCUUCGCACCUCUGAAACCAGCUAUCUGAACGAAGCGUUCUCCUUCUACUCUGCCAUACGGCAGAGAUCUUACUACUCCCAAGUCAACAAGGAAGACAGGUCAGGCUUGCCUGAGUUGGUAGUUAAGAAACUACGUUACUACGCCCGGUUCAUCGUGGUUUGCCUCUUACUCAACAAAAUGGUGGUGGUCAAGGAUCUUGUGAAGGAACUAUCGGAUGAGAUUGAAGAUUACACCCACCGUUUCAACACAGAAGAUCAAGUUGAGUGGAAUCUUGUCCUGCAGGAAGUGGCCGCUUUCAUUGAGGCAGACCCAGUCAUGGUCUUAAACGACGACAACACGCUGGUCAUCCUCUCCAACCGCCUAUCCGAAACAGGAGCCCCUCUGCUGGAACAAGGCAUGAUUGUGGGUCAGUUAACGCUGGCCGACGCGCUCAUUAUUGGCAAUUGCAACAAUCAGGUGAAGUUUAGUGAACUGACAAUCGACAUGUUCCGGAUGCUGCAGGCGCUGGAAAGGGAGCCCAUGAACCUCGCCACGCAGAUGAACAAGCCGGGGCUGCAGGAGAGCACUGAAAAACCAGCCAGAAGAGAAAACCCUCACAAAUACUUGUUAUACAAGCCAACUUUUAGCCAGCUCUACACCUUCCUUGCGGCAUCAUUUAAGGAGCUGCCCGCCAAUAGCGUGCUGUUGAUCUACCUGUCAGCCACCGGGGUCUUCCCUUCAGGUCGUUCGGAUAGUGAAGGUCCCUACGAUUUCGGGGGUGUCCUGACGAACAGCAACCGGGAUAUCAUAAACGGGGACGGAAUCCACAAACGUAACCAGUUGUACAAGGAAAUGCACUGCUUGCACCCAGGUGAUCUCUAUCCUUUCACCAGGAAGCCUCUGUUUGUCAUAGUGGAUUCGUCGAACAGCGUCGCCUACAAGAAUUUCACCAAUUUGUUCGGGCAGCCGCUGGUCUGCUUGCUUUCUCCGACCACGUAUCCGAAGGCGUUGCAAGAUCAAUCCCAACGUGGAAGCCUCUUCACUUUCUUCCUGAACAACCCUCUAAUGGCAUUCCUGUUUGUCUCCGGAUUAUCAAGCAUGCGCAAAGGACUUUGGGACAAAUGCCACGAUUACCUUCGUAAAAUCAACCGGGAUAUUGCACAACUCUUGACUCAUUCCCGCUCCAUAGACCAGGCCUUUCUUCAGUUUUUUGGAGAUGAGUUCCUCCGCCUGCUUCUAACAAGGUUUAUUUUCUGCUCAGCUACCAUGAGAAUGCACAAAAUCUUCCGGCAGGAAACGAGGAAUUAUCCCGAAUCGUAUCCUCAGCUGCCCAGGGAUGAAACAGUGGAAAAUCCACACCUCCAAAAGCACAUUUUGGAAUUGGCUUCGAUAUUGGAUGUCCGAAACGUAUUUUUGGAGACCACCCUCGACGAUUAUUAAGUGCGGAGAAACACGCGGUCUGGAGGUCUUCACUGCAGGGUUUUUUUUAAACCCUUGCUGCAAUUUCCCCCCCCCUCCCCCAAAAUGGUGCAGUUUUCUAAACCUGAACAUCGACUCUCUGAAACUCACACACGCGCACACACAAAGGAAUUGACUUGAGUUUUAUUUUUGAACUUGACAGGUGGGUUUUUUUUUCUUGUUUUUUUUUAAAAAAAAUAAAUGAAAUGGAAAGAAGAGGGAAGGGCGCACAGCUGUUCCAUUCUGCGUGGAUUUCAAUUUUGAUAAAAAAAAAAAAAAAAAAACAAACAAACCCCUCCUACGAAAGUUUUACAGUUUUAGACCGAAGCAAUCUGGUGGAUUUUGAAGCUUUUUUUUUUUUUGGAUUUGGAAGACGUCGCUGGCCACGCAACAACACACACACACAUACACACACACACACACACGUGUGUGCGCACACACUCACUCUCCCUCGAGAUUGACAAUGCAGCCAGUCACUUUUAAGCCCUCGUGUGCAGAUCCUUUAUUUUUGUACCGUUUUUAAAAAUUUGAAAGCAAAAAAUAAAUAAAUAAAUAAAAAAGAGGGGGAAAAAAAAGAAGAAGAAGAAGAAGAAGAGAGGAGGGAGGGGGAAAAAAUCAGAAAAAAUAAUAAUGAUCUUCUGCUCCCCAAAGAUUGAAAGAUUUAAAAGCUGAACGGCGGGACUUCAAAUGGUACAAAGCAGACAGCAAUAAGCGUGAAUUGAAGUCAAUAUGCUUCAUCAAUUCCACCCC